AUGGAGGCGGAACAAAGAUGCGUCGUUCUUGUUUCUAGCGAAGGAGAGGAAUUUAAAGUACCUAGAGAAGUUGCUUCUGCCUCUUUACUCGUCAAGUCGAUGACAGAAGAUGGAGAUGACACCGACGUGGUUCCGCUGCCCAAGGUUAGCAGCUAUAUACUGAAGAAGGUGGUGGAGUACUGCACGCACCACCACGACAACCCCCCUGAGGAUAUACCCACGCCUCUCAAGACCAGCAACCUCGCAGAAGUUGUGUCUGAAUUUGACUUUAAUUUUGUUAACGUGGAGCAGACAGUUCUCUUCGAUUUGCUGCUGGCAGCAGACUAUCUCAAUAUCCCUUCUCUCCUCCUCCUCACCUCCGCCAAAGUUGCUUCUAUGAUCAAAGGUCGAACCCCCGAAGAAAUCCGCAGGGAGUUUAACAUUGUUAACGACUUCACCCCAGAAGAAGAGGCACAGCAGACAGGAUGA
Molecule: messenger RNA, 468 nt
Organism: Eimeria mitis
Lineage: Eukaryota; Apicomplexa; Conoidasida; Eucoccidiorida; Eimeriidae
Product: S-phase kinase-associated protein, putative
Exons: 5
Coding region: 1-468 (155 amino acids)
Biological process (GO): SCF-dependent proteasomal ubiquitin-dependent protein catabolic process
Cellular component (GO): nucleus; cytoplasm
Molecular function (GO): cullin family protein binding
Source: RefSeq, a predicted model, not a curated record